Prunus persica (peach) is the source of this 1518-nucleotide messenger RNA. Its product is annotated as probably inactive leucine-rich repeat receptor-like protein kinase At5g48380. The transcript has a single exon. The record is from RefSeq and is a predicted model, not a curated record. Lineage: Eukaryota; Viridiplantae; Streptophyta; Magnoliopsida; Rosales; Rosaceae. The coding region runs from base 92 to 931 and encodes 279 amino acids. Gene Ontology annotation, molecular function: protein binding.
ACACUUCACUACUAUCUUUAGCUCUGAUCUUUGGCUUCAUGAACUAAAUAGAACUUUUUUUUAUUUUCUUUUAGCCCAUUAUCCCAUUUUGAUGGCUUUCUUGAUGCAUAUGUUGUUGAGAAAACAAGAUGCUGGCAUUUUCAUUGGCAGUGUCCUCUGGUUGCUGCUUAGUUGUGGUUUCAGCUUUGGUGUUGAGAGUGAUAUCAACUGCUUGAAAAGUAUAAAAGCAUCACUUGAGGACACUUUGGGGUACUUAAACUCUUCAUGGGAUUUCAACAACAACACCGAAGGCUUCAUCUGCAACUUUCUUGGGGUCGAGUGUUGGCACCCUCACGAGAGUAAAGUUUUAAACCUCAAGCUUUCGGAUUUGGGACUGAAGGGCUCGUUUCCUCAAGGCGUAGCAAAUUGCACAAGCCUAACAGGGUUAGAUCUUUCAAGCAACCAGCUCAAUGGACCUCUUCCUACUGACAUCGAUGAAAUCAUUAUGUUCAUUACGUCCCUUGAUCUCUCAUCUAACAGCUUCACAGGGCAAAUCCCAAUGAAGCUUUCGAAUUGCGGCUCUCUGAAUGUGCUUAAGCUUGACAACAACAAGUUCUCGGGUACCAUUCCUCCAGAAUUUGGCCAGCUUAGGAGGAUUAAAGCAUUUAGUGUGGCCAACAAUCAACUGUCUGGCCCAGUCCCAAACUUUAAUACUACAUAUAUUACAGCGGACUCUUUCGCAAACAAUCCUGGACUUUGUGGGAAGCCUCUGGAGGUGUGCCGGUCAGCUGCAAAGAAGUCUAGCAUUGUUAAGGUUUUGAACUCAUACAAUGUAGCUAUAGCAGCAGCAGCUGGUUUUGGUUUUGGUUUUCCUUUUUCUUUUUGUUUUUUCCUUCCAAGGGCUCCUAGUGUCCGUUAUUUGGUGGUGUUCGCGCGAAGAUUUAAAAGUUGAACUCAGCCCUAGCCAGUAACAGUUGUGCUCUUGUUUUCUGCUUUUCUGAACUCAUUUACCUGUCUUAAAUUAUAUGUAGUGCUUCUUUCAAGUUGACUGAUUCACUAAUUGUACGCUUGAAAAUCCUCGUGUAUAAAUUGCGCUUGCAUUUUUUUUUUUUUGGUUAGAAGUUAAUGCUCAUUUGAGUCAUUUGUAUUUAGAAAAAUCUAGAGAAAUGUAGGGAACUCGAGAGAUGUACACCAACUUUGACAAAGUAGGCAAGCUCAAGGUUUCAAGACAUAAUUGUUGUAGGCAAUCUUGGAAAAUCCUAAAUAAAUCUUGUAAACUAGUGGCUUGGAAAAUCCUAAAUAAAUAAAUCUUGACGUGAGUUAACCUAACAAAUCAAGAAGAUUUAUUUUCUUUUUUCAUAUAGUUGACAGUCCUUGUAUAAUUAGGAGAUAUUCUCUUAUCUAAUUCCCGUAUCUAUUUCCUUAUAAAGCAUUGCACGCAAACUCCUAUAUAUACAUUCUUACGAAAAAGAAUACAAUUAACCUAAAGUAUUCAAACCAUAUUCAUAUUUUAGCAGCCAAGUCAGGUGGGACUUGGAU